Messenger RNA from Melitaea cinxia (Glanville fritillary), 1666 nucleotides. Its product is annotated as stromal membrane-associated protein 1-like. The transcript is spliced from 5 exons. NCBI's taxonomy places the organism in Eukaryota, Metazoa, Arthropoda, Insecta, Lepidoptera, Nymphalidae. Gene Ontology annotation, molecular function: GTPase activator activity; metal ion binding. Bases 94 to 1326 code for a protein of 410 amino acids. The record is from RefSeq and is a predicted model, not a curated record.
UUUGCUUUAUGGUGCGUCUUCUAGUCUUCUACAAAUAAGCAGUAUUUUAUAUCCACCCUUUUUUUUACAAUUAUCAAAAGUUUAUUCACAGAAAUGACUUCUAAAAGUGAAAAAGAUCGCGCUAAACAGAUCCAGGAUCGAUGUCAGAAUAUAUUAUUACAAUUGUUAAAGGAUGAAGAUAAUAAAUAUUGCGUUGAUUGUGACGCCAAGGGUCCCCGCUGGGCGUCAUGGAACCUUGGAAUAUUCCUGUGCAUCCGCUGCGCUGGUAUCCACCGUAACCUUGGUGUACAUAUCUCAAAGGUGAAGAGUGUCAAUCUAGACUCAUGGACUGCCGAACAAGUGGUAUAUCUUCAACAAAUGGGCAACUCUCGUGCCCGCGCCGUAUAUGAGGCUAAUUUACCUGAUUCCUUUCGAAGACCUCAAAAUGAUUCCUCAUUGGAAGCUUUUAUCAGAGCCAAGUAUGAACAGAAGAAGUACAUCGCGAAGGAAUGGGUGCCGCCAACUAUGCCUAAAGUUAACUGGGAUAAGGAAAUAGAUGAAGAAUUAGAAAAACAAAAACGUAAAAAGAGGGCAACAACUUCAGGCUUGGGACCUCUACCUGCGCCAUCGGCUGACAAGAAAUAUAACAAAUCUGAUGUCAUACCUAGUUUACCAAAACCUAAAUCGUCCGUGAGUCCAAAAUUAGGCAGAAAUACACCAACGCAUCAAACGGAUACCAGUAAAACUUCUAAUGGUUCAGCUGACCUACUUGGACUAGAGACGACAAAACCAGAGCCAAAGUCAUCUAACAACGACGAUAUAUUCUCAAGUUUCUUCUCAGCACCACAAGAAAAACCGGCAGAAACUAAACCUGAAGAGCAAAAAUCUGAUCUCAAAACGGAGGAAGAAAACUUCUUCAAACAAGCGGCACCUACAGAAAAGGAAAAAUCUAAACUAACAAAAGAUAGUAUAUUAGCAUUAUAUAGCCAAACACCGACUAACACUUUAGCGAAUCAAUUUAAUCUUUCUCAACAGGGUCAGCCGGGAAGUUCUCUAUUUUCAACAGUAUACCAACCACCAGCGUAUAAUAAUAUGGGUAUGCCAAAUGGUAUGCAGUCUUUCAACCAAUUUCAACCAAUGCCUAACCAAUUUCAACAACCAUUUCCAAGUCAAAUGCCACAGCAGCCUCUUCAAAAUGUCCAAGCGUUUCCCCAAAACCAGCAGUUUUUCAACACACAACCUACCCAACAUUUAGCUCAACAGUUUGGAAGUCUUAACUUAGGUCAGAAUUUCCCUAAUGCUUUCCCGCCGAACCCUAAUGUUGCAAGCAAUACAACUUGGCAAUAACUGUUCAAAAAAGUAACCAAGGUUUAUAUUUCGUUACGUGCGUUGUAAGUAACACAUUAUUGAGCGUUGUUGUUCUAUAUAACGACUGAUAUUUACGGAACACGUUAUAGAUAAUUAUUAUUAUAUUUAAUUCUUUUAAUAAUAGAUUGCCAUAAACAAAAAAAAAAUAAAAAAAUAAGUGAGUCCUUAUUUCUAGUAAUUUCCAUUUGAGCAAUGACAAUGAUACACGGGAUCUCAUAUUGUAAUGUUUUUAAUAAUUUACAUAAAAAUGAAAUUAAAUACCAUGACCUAUAACGUGUUUGGUGAGUUUGGUAUUAUAUAAUGCUGAGGUAAGUUCCCA